CCUGUCACGACGACAGAGAGGAUGAGGCGGUGGUUCUCCGUUGUCGCAGCCGUCGUCGCUGCUCUCCUCGCCGUCGCCGCCCACGUCUCCCUCUACUCCCCCAUCUCUCCUCUCCCUCUUCCCGUCUCCCCCUUCACCUUCACCCCCAACAACCUCCUCCAGAGGGCGGAGAAGCUGGGAGAAGGCAGGCUGGAAGGGCCCGAGGACGUGUAUGUCGACGGCGAUGGCACGCUGUACACCGCCACAAGGGACGGUUGGAUCAAGAGGAUGCAUGCAGCAAAUGGGUCUUGGGAGGACUGGAGGCUGGUGGGCGGCUCGUCUCUGCUGGGAUUCACCCUCUCCGUCUCCGGUGACGUCCUUAUUUGUGAUGCCGAUAAGGGUCUGCUGAAGGUGGGAAAGGAAGAUGUGGUCAUUCUUGCAUCAGAAGUGAACGGCAGCAAGAUCAGGUUUGCGGACGAUGUCAUCGAAGUUUCCGAUGGCAGCGGAGCGUACUUCAGCGACGCCAGCAGUAGGUUCGGCCUUCACGAAUGGUUUCUCGACCUCCUCGAGGCCAGGCCCAAUGGCCGGCUCCUCAAAUUCGACGCCUCGACGAAGGAGACGACGGUGGUGCUGGCGGACCUGGUCUUCCCCAACGGCGUCGCCCUGUCGUCCGACCAAGACUUCCUGGUGGUGUGUGAGACAUGGAGGUUCCGGUGUUUGAAGCAUUGGCUGAAGGGGAAGAAGACGGGGGAAACCGAGGUUUUCAUUGACAACCUCCCGGGAGGACCUGACAACAUCAAGCUAGCACCCGACGGCUCCUUCUGGAUCGCCGUCCUGCAGUUGCGGUCGAAAGGGAUGGACCUGCUCCAUCGAUCACCGACGGCGAAGACAGUGGUGGCGGCGUUUCCCAAGGUUGUUAAGGCGCUUCAGGCCAUGGGAAGAGGCGCCAUGGUCGUGAACGUGGGGAGCGAUGGGAAGAUAAGAAGGAUGCUCGAUGAUUCUGAUGGCAAGGUCAUGUCCUUCGUCACCUCCGCCAUGGAAUUCCAGGGCUAUCUCUACCUGGGCAGCCUGCACUCCAACUUCGUCGGCAAGCUAAACAUCCGCAGCGAUCAUCCGCUUUGAUGGCAGCGAAGAGCAGAAGAGCUUGUCACCGAGCUCCAUCAACAUAUACUCUUCCUUGCACCGUCUCACUCGACCUUCCUCUUCGGAAUGCAUGCCAUGUUUCGAAGUGUAGCUUGAGUUCCUCUUUGGAAAGAUUAAGACCCCAAUAAUUCUGCUGACAGGAUAUUAAUCUAAGUUUAGAGUAUCUAUUUGCAAAAUUUACCUAAAUUUAGAGUA
Messenger RNA from Musa acuminata subsp. malaccensis (wild Malaysian banana), 1317 nucleotides. RefSeq lists its product as uncharacterized. Lineage: Eukaryota; Viridiplantae; Streptophyta; Magnoliopsida; Zingiberales; Musaceae. The record is from RefSeq and is a predicted model, not a curated record. Gene Ontology annotation, molecular function: strictosidine synthase activity; hydrolase activity. Gene Ontology annotation, biological process: biosynthetic process. Gene Ontology annotation, cellular component: endomembrane system.